Camellia sinensis is the source of this 1194-nucleotide messenger RNA. RefSeq names its product MYB-like transcription factor ODO1. The record is from RefSeq and is a predicted model, not a curated record. Lineage: Eukaryota; Viridiplantae; Streptophyta; Magnoliopsida; Ericales; Theaceae.
UCUUUAAUAAUAACCAAGUAGUACUAUAUAGAAAUAGGAGGAGAAGAGACUUGGGUUUGGUGGUUGGUGUUGGUGGUUGGUGGUGGUAGUGAUGGGCAGACAACCUUGUUGUGACAAACUUGGGGUGAAAAAGGGGCCAUGGACAGCAGAGGAAGACAAGAAACUCAUCAAUUUCAUCCUUACUAACGGCCAAUAUUGUUGGCGCGCCGUCCCCAAACUCGCCGGACUCCGCCGCUGUGGCAAGAGCUGCCGCCUCCGAUGGACUAACUAUCUCCGUCCUGACUUGAAGAGAGGUCUGCUCACUGAGUCUGAGGAACAGUUGGUCAUUGACCUCCAUGCUCGUCUUGGCAACAGGUGGUCUAAAAUUGCAUCAAGAUUGCCUGGAAGGACUGACAAUGAAAUCAAAAACCAUUGGAACACCCACAUCAAGAAAAAGCUUCUGAAGAUGGGAAUCGAUCCGGUAACCCAUGAGCCCCUCGCCAACAAAGAAUCGAAUCCAACCGAGCCAUCAUCUAAUUCAGAACUUUCCCGAGAAACAAACAGCAACAAUCAAGAACAAUUUCAAGAAACUAGUAAAGUCAUCAUCCCAAGCUUAGAGAAGAAGUACUCAUCAGACUCAUCAACUGAGAAUUGCUACGAUGACCCGUUAAUGGGCUGCCUAUGGGGGGAUGAAUCUUGGGAAUUUCCAGCUUCUGGGCAUAGUUUCAGUGACAUUAGUUUGCCAUCUUUGGAUGAAAGUUGUGCUUGGCUGUUGGAUUGCCAGGAUUUCGGUGUUCAUGAUUUUGGUGUCGAUUGCUUCAAUGAUGUCAAUGUCAUGAACACGUUAAACACGUGAUAUUUUAUAGUAACAUUAUGCCGAUCAAAUUUAAAUACCAAAUUUUAGAUAUAGACUGUAUAAUAUUUAAUAUUUGGUAUCUGAAUUUGAUCAGUUUGUGUAUAUAUAUUGUAACAGAGUAUUAUGGGCAGGCCGAAAUGAAACCUCGCUUGUUUAUAGAGACUUCUAAUUAUGAUCACCAACCAAAUCCAAAUCAAUUAAAUGAAGGUUAUAUCGUUUAAAUAUGUUGUACUUAAAGGGCUCUGCACGUUGGACAUAUCAAAAUGUUAGGAUGGGCCUUGUGAAUGUGAAGCCUUUUGUAUAUAUGUAUGUAUUUAUGUUGAAAUUAAUAAAGAGAUAUAUUAUUUGUUUUGCUGUGA